Messenger RNA from Populus trichocarpa (black cottonwood), 1299 nucleotides. RefSeq lists its product as uncharacterized. The coding region runs from base 275 to 997 and encodes 240 amino acids. The transcript is spliced from 4 exons. The record is from RefSeq and is a predicted model, not a curated record. Lineage: Eukaryota; Viridiplantae; Streptophyta; Magnoliopsida; Malpighiales; Salicaceae.
CAUUCACAGCAACACCCAGUCUUCUUGGACCCUUCGAUCCAAAAGAGGGUCCUCCCUCUUGAUCUUCUCUCUUAUCCUCUAUCCUUCUCUGUAGGAAUCUGGACACAGUCAUUCUUUAGACCUUUCCUUUCUUUUUUUAUCUCUCUCCCUCUAUAAAUCUUUUAGAUUAUAUUCUUAUAUUCUUAAUUUAGAAAUCUAGAUUAGUACAGCAAAAAAACUGCAAUUAACUCUUAUUUUUUUGUUGUAAAUAAUUAAAUUAAAUUUAUCAAAAACCAUGACAUCAGUCAUCAACAUCGACGGUCACCAAUUACUUCACUCCCUUCAAGAUCAGGGUGAAAUGGAGAGUAAAGUGGAGAGUAGCGAAAGGGCAUGUGGGAAUCAUGGUGGGAUUUGUGCUAUAUGCUUGGAUAAGAUUGUGCUUCAGGAAACUGCUCUUGUUAAAGGUUGCGAGCAUGCGUACUGUGUGACGUGCAUCCUUAGAUGGUCCACGUACACUAAGAAUCCAACUUGUCCUCAGUGCAAACAUCCAUUUGAGUUUCUCAAUAUUCACCGUUCUCUUGAUGGCAGCAUCCAGGAUUACAUGUUUGAGGAAAGUGUCUGCCUCCUCCUUCGAGCCUCAUGGUUCAUGACUUUGACUGUGGAGGAUCAUGAAGAUGUUUAUGAAGAUCCAGAGGAUUAUUAUCCAUAUGAAUUUGAGGAUGAGGAUGAUGAUGAUGAUCUAGAUGAAGUGUACCUGAGCAGUUCAUCCAAUCUUCGCAUUGGAAAUCGGAGGUGGGGAGAUAAUGGCUAUGUUAGGGCAGGGCAUCAAGAAGCAAGGCCAGUGUAUCAAGCAGAUUUCAAGGACUCGGGGGCGUGCACCUCACGCGAACCUAAGAAGAAAGAGGCUGCAAAAGAUAGAACCGGGAGACGGGCGAAGAGGACACUCAAGCGUGAAGCUGCUGACAAGGCUGCUGCAUCAAAACAUCAGCAGCAUUUGGCAAGGUUGGGCAGGAAGUGAUUCUCUGUCCAUUUCUGUCUGUUUCUUCAUAAGCCAGAAACAGGGAACCUCUCACUUGUACAGUAUUUCCAUGCUUUAACUCUCUGGAAUAAUGACAUGGUAGUUGGAUAGCGUCUAGGAGAUGGGGGUCCGUGGUUGGUGAUGAAAUAUCAGGUUCAUUGUUCUUUCAAGAUUUAACGCUGUUUGAUUCAACUCACAAUGAAGUUCAUAACUUCAUAUUGCAGUUGCUUUGCUAACACCAUGUAUUUCUUAAACUUGUCAUUGAUUACAAGCUGACUGGGAUUUGCAAUAUUCCAGAGAUU